AUGGAAAUGCCAAUUCCGGCCGUGGCAGGCGGCGGAAACCUAGCCCUCGACUCGCGCUCCUCCAUGGUGGAGCAAGAGGAGGCAGGAGAGGACGGGGGCCAUGAAGCCUCCAAGAUCCUAGCGUCGGCUUCUGCGGGAUUCGGGCGCCAGAUCUCGGGUGUGGCUUCGUCGUCCUGCAAUUUCUUACAGACAGAUAAAUAUGGAUGUGCUCGUGUGGACAUGGCAACCCUACCAUCUGAGCUUGCGCCAAAAGAAUUGAGUGGUCAAGAAGCAGAUCAACAAAGGAGUAAGCAUACAACUUCAAGGAGUGUGAACGUGAAGAAGUCAUUGCUAGUGAAACGGAUGUCAUCUGCUGCUAAUGCUCCAAAGCCUUCAACAGAGAAGCGGAGGAAGUCAUCUGCUUCGAACGUGCAAUUUAUGAGGUCCCCGCUACUGAAUAGGAUCCUAGCAUCGCCAAGGAUGCGCCACUCCAGAGCCAAACACCAGAGGUCACCAUGUGCAGGAUUGUCAUCUUCAACCUUACCCGAUGAUGCAAGAACGGCGGCUUCUCCUAAUCUUGGCAAAGAUGCAGCAUCAAGGAGCGUGGAUAGGAUCAAGUCCUUGCUGUCAAAACGGAAGUCAUCUAUUGUUAAUGCUUCAAAUCAUUCAGAAGGAAUGCAGAGGAAGUCAUCUGCUUCACAUGUGCAUUAUGUGAGAUCUCCGGUACUUAAUAGAAUGCUACAGUCGCCAAGGAUGAGCCAGUCUUCGGUACUAUCUGCAAGAUCAUCAACUUCGUCUUCAUCUGAUGAUACAAGAAUAGUUAUUUCUCCUGAUCUUGGCCCAGCUCUAAAGAAUUGGAAGUUUGACCAAGAGGUCUCACGUAAAGCCAUUGUUAACUUUAUCGUAUUGCAGGAGCUGUCCUUUAGUUUAGUUGACCAUGCACCGUUUCAGAAAUUUAGUGCUACCUUAAAUCCUUGGUUUACCAUAGUGUCUAAAACUACAGUUGUUGAGGAUAUUAUGAGCUCAUAUGAGGAUCGAAGGUUAGCCCUUCGGGAAACUAUCAAAAAUUCAAAUUCAAGGGUCUGUCUAACUGCUGAUCUGUGGACUUCAAAUCAGAACCUAGGUUACUUGUGCAUUAUUUGUCACUUCAUUGAUAAUGACUGGAUGUUGCAGAAGAGAAUAAUAGGUUUUGGUCUUGUAGCUUCGCCCCAUGAUGGUUUUACUUUGUUUAAUGCAUUGUUGAAGUGUUUGCAAGAAUGGAAGUUAGAGCACAAGGUAUUUAACAUCACAUUAGAUAAUGCAAAGAACAACAACAACAUGGUUGGUUCCUUAAGGAAAAAUCUUUUAGAAAGACACCUUAUGCUUGGAAAUGGUGAUCUGCUACAUAUGCGUUGUGUAGCGCAUGUGUUGAACCUUAUUGUCAAGGAGGGAUUUAAGAUAUGUGUUCUAGUAGUUCUAGAUCCUAGGUUUAAGCUCAGUUUUGUAUCAUUUUGUUUGGACGCUAGUUUUGGUGAUAAAGGUCCAGCAUACACUGAAAUGGUGAAGGCCACAUUGCAAAAUCUAUUUUCUGCAUAUUCAUCAAUGGCACCUGAUUUAAACUACUCACAACCAGAGCCCAAUGAUGGAAGUAUUGAUGAAGAUGAUCUAAAGGACUUUGAACAACAUCUUGCAGCACAAAAAAGGAAGAGAGUGAAAAGUUUAUCAGAUGUUAAAUUAUCAGAAGAUGAUAUUGGCGAUGGUGACGAUAUUUGA
This is a messenger RNA of Miscanthus lutarioriparius, 1731 nucleotides long. NCBI's taxonomy places the organism in Eukaryota, Viridiplantae, Streptophyta, Magnoliopsida, Poales, Poaceae. The record is from the annotation of a GenBank genome assembly.